AUGUUCACCUCAACCUACUUUCUAGAACGCUUUCAAAAGUCCCGUUUUAACAAAGAUCCCAUCUUACCUGUAAUAACAGUGGCUACAGCGGCUACUCUAAUCUACACCACAUGCAAAUUUAUUUCACACAAACAGCAGCAGAAGCAAAACACAGCAGUAAAAGAGAUUCCCUCUCCCAAAUGUGGUUACCCUUAUAUUGGCCACAUGUGGUCUUUUGGGCCCUUGCCAGGCAAGACUUUGUGGAUUGUUGUGGAUGAUCCUGAACUGGCUCACAAGAUAUUUGUAACGCAUGGUGCUGAUACAUCAUACCGCCCUUAUACAACCUACUCGAGCAAGUACUUUAGCAAUGGAGCAAGAGAUAUCGCAUUCAGUCAGCCAGGUAAGCAUUGGGACAAAAACCGAGUUGCAGCUUUAUCCGUGCUUGCGCCCAAACAGAUCAAAAACUACCUGGACUCUAUUUACCGCGAGACAUCUGACCUGACCACUCGAUUACUGGAAUCAACCAAGAAGAACGGCUACACAGAUCCCUACAAACACAAUGAAUUAUGCUUCCUCAAUGUGGUUUUCAAGAUUGUUUAUGGAAAGCGCUUUGAUGCAGUGGAUGACGCCGAAUUUCUUCAGGUCAUUGACAUGAUUGAGACCAGUAUGACGUUUCUAGCCUUGGAAAAGGAUAUGCCAGACUUCUUACCCAUUGUCGCUGUCUUUGAUUAUUUCGCUGGUACACAGGCAAAAAUGAAGCAUUUCACUGAUACCAUUCGUAAUCCUGCAUUUACAAGAUUUGUAAAGGAGGCUUUGCUGCGAGACGGACCCAACGUUGUGAAAUCGUUAAAGGAAGAUGGCUUUGAUUUACCAGAUGAGGACAUUCUUGUGUUGCUGGAUAAAGGGUUUAAUAAUGCAGCUUUGCUCACUUAUCUCUCUCUCUCUCUCUCUCUCUCUCUUCGGAAUCUGGCCAUCAUGUGUCAUUAUCCUGACUUGCAAGAAAGGGUCUCUCAUGAAAUUGACAAGCCCACAACCUACUUGGGACUUUCUCACACGGCAGACAAAGACAUUGAGGUUGAUGGCUACGUCUUACCCAAAGGCUGCACCAUCAUUGCCAGCAUGGACAGCAUGCACGAAAAUCCCAAGCAAUAUCCAGUGCACCCUGAAUCCUUCUUGCCAGAGAGAUACAUGAACAAUAUGAAGACCAUGCAAGCUGCCGUGAAUGGAAAACUGGAUCAACGCGAUCACUUUAAUUUUAGCUUUGGAAGACGCCUUUGCAUAGGAAUUUAUUUAGCUGAAGUGGAGCUGUUCAAUGCAUUUAUCCAAGUAUUCGCUCGAUGCAAAAUCGAGCCCAUCUCUAAAGAUGAAUAUCCCGAUAUCUCAACUGCAAGAGAAAAUGCGGGUUUGAACAUCCUGCCACCUUCGUACAAGGUCAAGUUUAUUAAGCGUCAAGAUGCUCUGCUUCAUGUAUAG
Messenger RNA from Mucor velutinosus, 1452 nucleotides. RefSeq lists its product as uncharacterized. NCBI's taxonomy places the organism in Eukaryota, Fungi, Mucoromycota, Mucoromycetes, Mucorales, Mucoraceae. The coding region runs from base 1 to 1452 and encodes 483 amino acids. Gene Ontology annotation, molecular function: monooxygenase activity; heme binding; iron ion binding. The transcript is spliced from 7 exons. The record is from RefSeq and is a predicted model, not a curated record.